Messenger RNA from Mycotypha africana, 2305 nucleotides. RefSeq names its product biotin-protein ligase. Bases 126 to 2171 code for a protein of 681 amino acids. Gene Ontology annotation, molecular function: biotin--[biotin carboxyl-carrier protein] ligase activity. NCBI's taxonomy places the organism in Eukaryota, Fungi, Mucoromycota, Mucoromycetes, Mucorales, Mycotyphaceae. Gene Ontology annotation, biological process: protein modification process. The record is from RefSeq and is a predicted model, not a curated record. The transcript has 4 exons. Gene Ontology annotation, cellular component: cytoplasm.
CUUUAGCUCCCCAAGUAUAAAGACGACUCUUUAACAUUCAACUCCUAAACACAAUACCUUUACUUCGCUCAGUAGCUCAACCCAAUCGCUUUUAUUCUACUUCAGCUUUGAGUAAAAACAGCGCCAUGAAUGUCCUUAUUUACAGCGGCAAUGGUACCUCUCAAAAUUCUGUCAAACAAGCCUAUUCAACUCUGAAAGGUAUUUUGGGUCAUGCCUACGAUGUUAUGAAAGUUGAUGCGAUCAAUUUACAACAGGACCCUUGGGAAGAUACCUGCUCUCUUCUUGUUAUUCCUGGCGGUCGUGAUGUGCCUUACUGUGAAGAUCUUAAUGGAAAAGCCAACAUCCGCAUUAAAAAUUAUGUGAAUGGCGGAGGACGCUAUAUAGGGUUCUGUGCUGGAGCUUAUUACGCUUCUAAAAGUGUCGAAUUUGAAAAAGGGUCACCUAUAGAAGUAACAGGCUCUAGAGAAUUAGGAUUCUUUCCAGGCCAAUCCAAGGGAACAAUGUUUCCUGGAUUCGUAUAUAACAGUGAGAAAGGAGCAAAAGCAGUUUCGAUUCGAACAAUGGCUGCAGCAAGUCUAGUCAACGAUUCUCGAAGGCCGACAGAAUUCAAAUCUUAUUAUAAUGGUGGUGGUUAUUUCGUAAAUGCUCAAAACUAUGACAAUGUCACAAUAUUGUGUACUUAUCAGGAUAAGGGUGGAUUGAACGAGAAGGAAGAAGGGCAUCAACCAGAUGUUUCUGCUGCUGCUGGCGUACAAUGUCAGAUUGGAGCUGGUUCCGCUGUGUUAUUUGGUUUUCAUCCAGAAUACGACGUUAGUUUACUGGAUUUGUCAGAAAAUGAUCAUGGGGAACUUGUCAAAAAAGAAAUACUAGAGUCAGCAACAGCCUGUCGAGCAUUUUUAACGGAUGCAUUACGUAACAUCGGUCUCAAAGUUCAAGAAAUACCGCGAGAAAUGAAUUCAGCAGAAACAGCAGUAGAAACAUCGACUCCUGCACUAACUCCUCUGUACCUCACAGCUUUAUCUUAUCCAGUACUACAAGCUGUAAAGGAUCGGUUGUUGAAGGAGACAAAUGCUCAGUCUGUAUUGCGAGAUAAUAACGAUACCUUUCAUAUAUCGCAAUUAAAUGAUGAUUUGCAGAACGGCAAUGAAGUAGAAAGGAUGUUAGAAGAUCUAUCUCUGGAGAGUUCAUCAGAAGAAAAGACAUCUAUUUUAAGAAUUUUAUACCCAUCAACUAUAGUAGCAGAAGGAAAUAUAUCCAAUGCUGCUGCUACACCUAAAAUAUCGAUGACGCCUAUGUUCGAUCUUCAAAAAUAUUACAAAGCAUUGAAAAUUUGUAGACAACAAGAGUGGGGAGGCGGUGCUUGGUAUCAUAUUGGUAAUGUUGUGCUCUAUUCAGCAGUGACAACAAGCACACAGACUAUAUUGGACAAAAAUUAUACCUUUGCUCAGGCUUUACCCUCAGGCACUGUUUGUAUUGCUACUACGCAAAUUUCGGGAAGAGGUCGUGGCUGUAAUUCGUGGGUAUCACAGGUUGGUGCGGUGCAGUGCAGUUUUAUAAUACGCCACAGUGCGCAGCUUUCUAUGAAAGCGCCUGUCGUAUUUAUUCAGUACAUUAUGGCUCUUGCUGUUGUUGACAGUAUUCGAGAACGCAAGGGGUACGAGAAUGUUCCUCUACGAGUAAAAUGGCCCAACGACGUAUAUGCUGAAACCAAGCAUGAAGGAUUGAAAAAAGUAGCUGGUCUCUUAGUCAAUUCCAGUUUUGCUGGUGAGGAAUUCUUAUUAGUUGCUGGAUUUGGUUUGAAUUUGGAUAAUCCGCUUCCUACUGUUUCCAUAAAUGAUGUUAUUCAAGAAACAGAUCCCAAGCUGGAAAGGCUAGAAAAGGAGGAUGUGGCAGCAAAUGUUCUGGUAGUAUUUGAAAAGUAUUAUAUGGAGUUCUGUGAAAAGGGAAUCGGACCAUGGUUCUUGGACAAAUAUUAUAGUCGAUGGUUGCAUAGUGACAAAUUGGUGACAUUAACCACCCAUAAUAACGAAAAGGUGAGGAUUACCGGCAUUACAAGUGAUUAUGGUAUGCUAGAAGCAGUCAGCAUCAAUAAUCCUAGACAGAGAUUCACUUUACAACCCGAUGGGAAUAGCUUCGAUAUGCUUAAGGGUUUAAUCAUCAAGAAAACAUAAAAUUUGAAUUGUAUCAUUGUUGGUAAACUGUAGAAUUUUCCUUUCAAAUUUCGAGAAAACAAUAAAUGAGCAACAGAUUUUGAGUAAAGUGACCAAAUGCUCGAUUGCGUUUAAGCAUGAGCAGUUGACUGAGC